AGAACUGCGCGAGUGUCUGAGGCGGAGGACGCGUGAUAACGGUGGAGUUUGAAUCGAAAACAAAUAGUGGAUUAAAAGCAACAGACGGACAUGGAUAUGCUCUGCUGAGGCGCCUAUUUUUCAUAUUAUUUGGCUGUUUGUUUUGAUUAUUAGAGUUUUUAUUCUUAUUAAAACCUGAAAAUGUUGGACAAACGGAUUGUUGACGUGCGUUUGGAUCAGCUGGAAAUCCUGAAAGCCAAAAAUGGCAAAGAGCAUUUUGAGAAGCAGUAUACUAUGGGAAAUCUUCUGGGAAGCGGUGGUUUCGGUUCAGUUUACUCCGGGCAUCGGAUUUCAGACGGACAAAAGGUUGCUAUCAAACAAAUAUCCCGAGACAGAAUCCAACAGUGGUCAAAAAUGCCUGGUGAAGUAAACCCGGUUCCCAAUGAGAUUGCUCUCCUGCAGAGUCUCGGUGGAGGAUCGGGGUCUGUACCCGGCCAUCGAGGCAUCAUCCGGAUGCUGGACUGGUUUGAAAUACCCGGUCAGGAAUACCUCAUUGUGUUUGAAAAGCCUCAACACUGCCAGGACCUGUUUGACUUCAUCACUGAACGCGGAGCUCUUGAUGAGUCUCUUGCACGGAGGUUCCUCAAGCAAGUCAUUGAAGCUGUGCAGUUCUGCCACUCUAAGGGAAUCGUUCACAGAGACAUCAAGGAUGAAAACAUCCUCGUUGACACUCGCACUGGAGACAUUAAAGUCAUCGAUUUUGGAUCAGGAGCAACGCUAAAGGACUCCAUGUACACUGACUUUGAAGGUACCAGAGUCUACAGUCCACCUGAGUGGAUCCUUUACCACAAAUACCACGCUCUUCCGCUCACUGUGUGGUCAUUGGGUGUCCUCCUGUACGAUAUGGUGUGUGGAGACAUUCCCUUUGAGCAGGACACUGACAUUGUAAAGGCCAAACCAAGCUUCAAUAAACGCAUCUCCAAUGAUUGCCGGUCUCUGAUUUGCUCGUGCCUUUCAUUCAAUCCGGGGGAUCGGCCCAGUUUGGAGCAGAUUUUGCAGCACCCCUGGAUGAUGGAGAGCUCUGUGGACAAUGGAGAUUUGCAAGAGGAAAGCAAAAUCAAGCCAAGCCUUUGAAUCCCAAAAAGACUUUGGACUCACUGUUUCGAUUUACACUGGACUUUCCGAACUCGAGUUGCUGGCUUCCGGAUUCUUCCUUAUUUAUUUUCUCCGUAGUUCUUCUGUCUUUGACAUCCGUUUAGUGGGGAUCUGUGCUUCCACAACCCACGAAAAUAGCCCUGGAUUGCUGCAGGUUUUACUUUAUGAAUGAAUAUUUCCAUCGCAGCUCAGCGAGGGGAACGUUUUUCUUAUUUAUUGCUAUUUAUUUUAUAAUCCAGAAACAUACUAAGUUAUUUUUUGCACUCUUUGGAUCACCAAGUUUCCGAGGCAGUAAACUGUGUUCGAUUUAUUAGUUCAUUUCAACUCAUUUAAAGGGAUGGUUCACCCCAAAAACAUCAUUUACUCACUGUUUGACCUUUCAGUAGAACCAAAAAGAAGAUACUUUGAAGAAUGCUGGAAACCGGUAACCAUUGACUUCCAUAGUGUUUGUUUUUCCUACUGUGGAUGAAACCCCUAAAGCAGCUUGGUAGAUAGUGAGUAAAUGUUGUGAAUGAUCCCCUUUAAAUGACAGUGGGUGGACUUGCGGUCUCUUCUCAGACUGCGGUGAUACCUGGUUUUACAGGUGUGUUCUGUACAGUGAUAUUCUCCCCCCGUUCUAAGGGGUUUCAGAAAGACUUUGGAUCUCCUUUCCAAGUGAUGGUAAUAAUUGAAGAUCUGCUCCCAUUGAUCAACACGCACUCGAAACUAAGAGAAGAGGAGCAUCCUUGUUUACUCUAAAUUAACAAUCCUGAUUCCUCAGAGAUGUUAGCCAAAGAGGGUUUUGGUUUCUGUUGUUGUUGCUUGUGAAAUACCUGACCUGUGACUUUAAGUGUUGUCUCUUUGUCAUGCACACGCUCUGAAGUGUGGAAGUUCCCAAAGGUCAGAGUGUCAUAUUAGGGGCUUCACCUACUAACCCACUGUUGAUGUUUACUAAAAAGUGAGCAGUUCCGAUCAGUUGAUUAUAACACACCAAAGAGCUCUGCCUUAGGUUUAUAUGCAUAAUACACACAAUUUGGACCUAAAUUUAUUUAUUUGUUUGUUAGUGUGGCUUGCGUUUUGUGAUCCAAAGCAAGACUGAAAGAUUAAAAUGAUCGUGAAUUGGAUCUCUCUCAAUGUAACGUGUCGUGAGUUUGUGUAAACACUGGGGAAAUUUUGUGUUUUUAUUUUUGAUAACGUCAGAAAUCUUUGAUUUUGUUAUUCAAAUCCUUGCAUUUUUGGCUUGGGUUUGCACAAAAGCUUUCCUGUAAAUACUUGUGUAUUGAAUAAUGUGAUGUGGCCGCUGUCACGUGAUGUUUAAUUUAAGAGAUUCUACAAAUAAAAAGUUAUAGAUGUAACGUCUAUAUUUAAA
This is a messenger RNA of Danio rerio (zebrafish), 2482 nucleotides long. It is a transcript of the gene pim2, whose product is annotated as Pim-2 proto-oncogene, serine/threonine kinase. Lineage: Eukaryota; Metazoa; Chordata; Actinopteri; Cypriniformes; Danionidae. Gene Ontology annotation, cellular component: cytoplasm. Gene Ontology annotation, biological process: negative regulation of apoptotic process. Gene Ontology annotation, molecular function: transferase activity; ATP binding; nucleotide binding. The record is from RefSeq and is marked validated.